Molecule: messenger RNA, 1338 nt
Organism: Pipistrellus nathusii (Nathusius's pipistrelle)
Lineage: Eukaryota; Metazoa; Chordata; Mammalia; Chiroptera; Vespertilionidae
Source: the annotation of a GenBank genome assembly
AUGAGCGAUAUCGUGGAGAAGACGCUGACGGCGCUGCCCGGGCUGUUCCUGCAGACGCCGGGGGCGGGCGGGCCGGCGGCCGCCAGGGCGCCCUUCUCCUCGCGGCUGGGCGGCCUCAUCCGCGGCAUCACCGCGCUCACCUCCAAGCACGAGGAAGAGAAACUAAUCCACCAGGAACUAAGUAAUCUGAAAGCAGCGGUUUCUGCUCCUACAACAACACUGAAAAUGAUGAAGGAAUGUAUGGUGAGACUUAUAUAUUGUGAAAUGCUUGGAUAUGAUGCUUCCUUUGGCUACAUACAUGCAAUCAAGUUGGCACAACAAGGAAACCUUUUAGAAAAAAGAGUAGGUUAUUUGGCAGUGUCUUUAUUUCUACAUGAAAGUCAUGAACUGUUACUUCUCCUUGUGAAUACAGUUGUAAAGGACUUGCAGAGCACUAACCUGGUGGAAGUAUGUAUGGCACUUACUAUCGUUAGCCAGAUUUUCCCUCAAGAAAUGAUUCCAGCUGUUCUUCCAUUAAUAGAAGAUAAACUUCAACAUUCUAAGGAGAUUAUACGAAGAAAAGCUGUUCUGGCAUUAUACAAAUUCCAUCUCAUUGCUCCUAAUCAAGUACAACAUAUCCAUGUUAAGUUUCGUAAAGCACUUUGUGACAGAGAUGUUGGGGUCAUGGCCGCUUCCUUGCACAUAUACCAUAGGAUGAUUAAGGAGAAUUCAUCUGGAUAUAAAGAUUUGACUGGAAGUUUUGUAACAAUUUUGAAGCAAGUAGUUGGAGGAAAGCUCCCAGUAGAUUUCAAUUACCACAGUGUUCCAGCACCAUGGUUACAAAUCCAGCUCCUGAGAAUACUGAGACUUCUAGGAAAAGAUGAUCAAAGGACAAGUGAAUUAAUGUAUGAUGUUCUUGAUGAAUCCUUACGAAGAGCCGAGUUAAAUCACAAUGUCACAUAUGCCAUUCUGUUUGAAUGUGUGCAUACAGUCUAUUCUAUUUAUCCCAAGUCAGAAUUACUUGAGAAAGCUGCCAAGUGCAUUGGGAAAUUUGUCCUGUCACCUAAAAUAAAUCUCAAAUAUUUAGGACUGAAGGCUCUUACCUAUGUUAUUCAACAGGAUCCCACUCUGGCUCUUCAACACCAGAUGACAAUAAUUGAAUGCUUAGACCAUCCUGAUCCCAUUAUUAAAAGAGAGACGCUGGAACUUCUUUACAGAAUUACUAAUGCACAGAAUAUAACAGUGAUUGUCCAGAAAAUGCUUGAAUAUUUACAUCAGAGCAAAGAAGAGUAUAUUAUCGUCAAUUUGGUUGGCAAAAUAGCUGAGCUGGCUGAAAAAUAUCCUUUGUUUGAACCAUAA